Messenger RNA from Penicillium lagena, 354 nucleotides. RefSeq lists its product as uncharacterized. The record is from RefSeq and is a predicted model, not a curated record. Lineage: Eukaryota; Fungi; Ascomycota; Eurotiomycetes; Eurotiales; Aspergillaceae. The transcript has a single exon. Bases 1 to 354 code for a protein of 117 amino acids.
AUGGCUGAGACCUUCCGUCGUGAUCUCACCCCUAUGGCCAACCCCGCCACAGCAGCAUGGGACGUCCCCAUCUCCAGCCCUGACCACAGCAAGCUCCUCAAGGGCUUCUCGCCACAGGACAUGGACGCCAGGUGGGGGCUACAAGCCGACGCCCCGGACGCGCAGGGCAACUCCAUACUACGCAUAUAUAGGAGCUGGACGGGAGAUGAGCAGAUGGCCCUGACGGUGCAGCAGACCAAGAUUUCUCAGAUUCAGUGGAUUCAGCGGGAAGAUUUUGGGGAGAAUGAUGCUAAAGAUUUUGUGAAGAGGAUGUGUCGGAGUCUUUUAGGUUGCGAUUUAGAGGCUCUGUCGUAA